Molecule: messenger RNA, 2050 nt
Organism: Sardina pilchardus (European sardine)
Lineage: Eukaryota; Metazoa; Chordata; Actinopteri; Clupeiformes; Clupeidae
Gene: chdh
Product: choline dehydrogenase
Exons: 7
Coding region: 1-1818 (605 amino acids)
Cellular component (GO): mitochondrial inner membrane
Molecular function (GO): choline dehydrogenase activity; flavin adenine dinucleotide binding
Source: RefSeq, a predicted model, not a curated record
AUGCUCUCAUUCACACUGUCCAGAACAAUGAGUUGUGGCCUUGGCAGGUGUCUCAGUCUGGCACCAAACUCAUGGUCCUCCCAGGCCUUAACUCGGGUAUGUAAAGGGGCCUGUAGUUACAGCACAACCACUUCCAGCCAGAGGACCCCUUCCUAUAGCUAUGUUAUCGUAGGGGCCGGCUCCGCGGGCUGUGUGCUGGCCAACCGGCUGACGGAGAACGCGUCCGAGUCAGUCCUGCUCCUCGAAGCCGGGCCCAAGGACAUGCACCUCAACAGCGUGCGCCUCUCCUGGAAGAUCCACAUGCCGGCGGCGCUCACGUACAACCUGUGCGACGAGAAGUACAACUGGUACUACCACACGCUGCCCCAGGCGGGCAUGGACGGGCGCGUGCUCUACUGGCCGCGGGGCCGCGUGUGGGGCGGCUCGUCCUCCCUCAACGCCAUGGUGUACAUCCGCGGCCACGCCGAAGACUACAACCGCUGGCAGAGGGAGGGCGCAGAGGGCUGGGACUACGACCGCUGCCUGCCCUACUUCCGCAAGGCCCAGGCCCACGAACUGGGCGCUGACCGCUACAGGGGAGGCGACGGGCCGCUGCACGUGUCCCGGGGCAGAACCAAUCACCCCCUACACCAGGCGUUCAUCGAUGCCGGGCAGCAGGCCGGGUACCCGUUUACGGACGACAUGAACGGCUACCAGCAGGAAGGCCUGGGCUGGAUGGAUAUGACCAUACACAAAGGAAAAAGGUGGAGCACAGCCAGUGCCUACCUGCGGCCCGUGCUGUCCCGACCCAACCUGAAGGCGGAGGUGCGCUGUCUGACGACCCGCAUCCUUUUCGACGGCACCAGGGCGAUCGGGGUGGAGUACCAGCAGAACGGGGAAACCAAAAAGGUGUAUGCAGAAAAAGAGGUGAUACUGAGCGGCGGGGCGAUAAACUCGCCACAGCUCCUCAUGCUGUCCGGCGUGGGCAACGCAGAUGACCUCCAGGAGCUCGGCAUCCCCGUGGUCCAGCACCUGCCAGGAGUGGGCCAGAAUCUGCAGGAUCACUUGGAGUUGUAUGUCCAGCAGCAGUGCACAAAGCCCAUCACCCUCUUUAAAGCCCAGAAGCCCUUCCACAUGCUCAAGAUUGGCAUAGAGUGGAUGCUGCAGCAGACAGGCUACGGGGCAACGGCGCACCUGGAGAGCGGAGGAUUCAUCCGCAGCCGACCCGGCGUCACCCACCCAGACAUCCAGUUCCACUUCCUGCCCUCGCAGGUGGUGGACCACGGCCGAGUGGCCUCCAAGAUCGAGGCUUACCAGGUCCAUGUUGGACCGAUGAGGAGCACCAGUAUUGGAUGGAUGAAACUGAAGAGCAAGAGUCCACUGGAUCACCCAAUCCUUCAGCCCAACUACCUCACCUCAGACGUCGACGUAUGGGAGUUCAGGGAGAGUGUGAAGCUGUCGCGGGAGAUCUUCGCUCAGAAGGCCUUCGAUCCGUUCCGAGGCCCCGAGGUCCAGCCGGGCCCGGAGGUCACGACGGACGACCAGAUCGACGCCUUCGUGCGGCAGAAGGCGGACAGCGCGUACCACCCGUCCUGCACCUGCAAGAUGGGCGCGGCGGCGGACCGCAUGGCCGUGGUGGACCCCCAGACGCGCGUCUACGGCCUGGAUGGGCUCCGCGUGGUCGACGCCUCCAUCAUGCCCAGCGUGGUCAGCGGCAACCUGAACGCGCCCACCAUCAUGAUGGCCGAGAAGGCCGCCGACAUCAUCAAGGGCCUGCCGUCACUCGGCGACCCCGGGGUGCCCGUCUACCAGCCGCCCAGUUUAGAGACUCAGCGGUGAGGGGCCUCGUCGUGCCCACACAUCAGCCACUACAGGUGCCCCACUCCCUCAGCAUUACCGCAUACACAAAAUGGUACUCUGCUUACAUGCUGUUAAUACGUCACAGGCUAAACAGCUAAAAACGUCAGGAUCAUAUUAUUUUACCGUCAGUGAAAUGAAUAGAAUAAAUUAAACUUAAUUAUUUGUGAUGCCUUAAAGUGCAAUUUAAUUGUCUUAAUGAAUGCUUCUGAAA